Molecule: messenger RNA, 1176 nt
Organism: Malassezia restricta
Lineage: Eukaryota; Fungi; Basidiomycota; Malasseziomycetes; Malasseziales; Malasseziaceae
Product: protein kinase A
Exons: 1
Coding region: 1-1176 (391 amino acids)
Biological process (GO): peptidyl-serine phosphorylation
Cellular component (GO): cAMP-dependent protein kinase complex; nucleus
Molecular function (GO): ATP binding; cAMP-dependent protein kinase activity
Source: RefSeq, a predicted model, not a curated record
AUGCCACACUUUUUUGGAUUUCCUCCUUUUCGGCGGGACGCGUCGGAAAAGGCGAACGCUGAGCGCUCUGCUGCGUCGCAAAACACUCAUGUCGCGAAACCCUCAACGAGCCACUCCACGGUCGCUCUCGCUGGCGCUGGCGCUGGCGAGAGUGCGCCGAAUGUCGAUCCUUAUACGGGCUUGACCGUCCGCCAUCUCAAGGGGCGCUAUAAGCUGCAAGACUUUUCUAUUCUUCGCACACUCGGCACGGGCUCAUUCGGACGCGUCCAUCUCGUGCGAUCCGUCCACAACCAGCGAUUCUACGCCAUCAAAGUGCUACGCAAGCAGCACGUCGUCAAAAUGAAGCAGGUAGAGCACGUGAACAACGAGCACCUCGUCCUGUCCAUGAUUCGGCACCCGUUCUUGGUGAAUCUGUGGGGCACGUUCCAGGACCCCACGUUCUUGUACCUCGUCAUGGACUUUGUGCCUGGCGGCGAGCUGUUUAGUCUGCUACGCCAGAGCCGUCGCUUCCCUCCAAAGGUCGCCAAAUUUUACAUCUCCGAAGUCGCUCUGGCCAUCGACUUUCUGCACAUGCACAAUAUUAUUUACCGUGACCUCAAACCUGAGAAUAUUCUGAUCGGCGCCGAUGGCCACCUGAAACUCAUCGACUUUGGCUUCGCCAAAGUCACGGCCCAGACCAACGGCAUGUGCUGGACGCUGUGUGGCACGCCCGAUUAUCUCGCCCCGGAGGUGAUCCGUGCCAAGGGCUACAACGCCAGUGUCGACUGGUGGUCCGUCGGCGUGCUCCUCUUUGAAAUGCUGGCCGGCUACCCGCCAUUUUAUACCGAGGAUGGCAAUCCUAUCAAACUAUACGAAAAGAUUAUUGCAGGUCAUGUCAACUAUCCGUCGUUUUUCGAGCCGGGCGCCAAGGAUCUGCUCCAGUCGCUGCUCACUGCCGACCUGUCCAAGCGCUUUGGUAAUUUGCACCGCGGCAGUCGCGACAUCUUCGCCCACAUGUGGUUUGCCGAGAUCGACUGGGAAUGCCUGUACCGGAAAGAAAUUCCCGCGCCCUACAUCCCCAACAUCAACAUGGAUGGCGACGCCAGUAAGUUUGAGCGGUACCCGGAGAACGACUUGUCCGAGUACGAGCGCCCCGAUGCGCCGGACGAGUACCCUCAUUUGUUCCCCGACUUUUAG